This is a messenger RNA of Diatraea saccharalis (sugarcane borer), 771 nucleotides long. Lineage: Eukaryota; Metazoa; Arthropoda; Insecta; Lepidoptera; Crambidae. The record is from the annotation of a GenBank genome assembly.
AUGCGGGGUUCCCUGACGACGAAUCCCCCGCACCCUUCGUGCGGGCUCCUGGUAUUGACAGGCGCGUUGUGGGGCUGUACUAACCCAUUUAUUCGUCAAGGAACGAAAGGUCUUCGAGACGUCCAUGCUAAAACGUGGCUGGGGCAAGCAUGGGCUGAAGUCAGCUUUCUGCUUGGGAAUUGGCGAUAUGUGUUGCCGUGGUUGGUAAACCAGAGCGGUUCGCUGGCGUAUUUAGCGGCAGUGCAGCGGGCUCCGUUGUCAGUGGCUGUGCCGACAGCUAACAGUCUCGCGUUCGCGUUCACCGCUGUAGUUGGCGCUGUAAUAGGUGCCGAGGAACCUCUCAAUAGAGCGGAUGCCGCCGUUGGAAGUGAACCCGGACACCUGAGUGAAUUCGAAUUCGAAUAUUUACAGAAUCGCAGGGCAGAACAAAAAGAUGAUAACAAACUGCCCAUUCGCGACUGGGUGUUAAUGGGUUCGGAACCACCUUCCCAUCAACGGAGGAAGGAGGCGGUGAAUCCUUCAUUGGAUACAAACACAGCCGGCUGUGAGGGUUAUGUCAGACUCCUACUGACUAAACACCGCCUUGGACUAAUGGUUACAUGCCCGGAGGCAACGAACCUUCAACCGGAGCGACCGCCCCCCCUCAAGGGGGGGGGGGCGCAGAACUUUUAUAAUAAAUUCUUAAUAAAAAUACAGUUAGAAAAAGAGAGUACUGUGAUUCAGACUGCCACAACUCCAUCUAACGAAAAUGAGAGUGAGCAAUGCAUUUGA